Molecule: messenger RNA, 4916 nt
Organism: Ooceraea biroi (clonal raider ant)
Lineage: Eukaryota; Metazoa; Arthropoda; Insecta; Hymenoptera; Formicidae
Product: odorant receptor 22c
Biological process (GO): detection of chemical stimulus involved in sensory perception of smell; sensory perception of smell
Cellular component (GO): plasma membrane
Molecular function (GO): odorant binding; olfactory receptor activity
Source: RefSeq, a predicted model, not a curated record
AAUUUUUAUUUAAAUAGAUUUUUGUAAAAUAUUACAAAUUACGUUAUUGUGCGUGUGUGUGUGUGUGUGUGUGUGUGUCAGUUACACCUCCUAGUUUUUCCGUUAUUCUUGUAACGCUAAAAUUUAUUUGUAGAUUAAAAAUUAUUUAAUACGAAUUUCUAAUUUUCUAGUUUUUCUUUAAUAAUAUGAUAUUUUUAUUAUCUCUUUUCUUAUAUCUUAAUAACUAAAACUUGUGUUAACAGCACUGCACGAUGUUAACAGCAUUGCACAAUAACGUUUUACAAAAGAGAUUGUACACUGCAAUGUCGUGUGAUGUAUGCAGUGUAUCGAUUUCGAUUACAAUUGCAACGAAUGGUUUGAAAUACAUUAUUAAUUUUUCGGUCUUUUAAUAUUUCUAUCUCAAUGAAAGAAAGACGCAUACCUCUACUGCAUUAUAUACCGCAGAUGCAUAUUCACACACAUAUAAUCUUGGCAAAAGCUGUAAUCGGUAAGAAGUUCAAACUUUGUAAGAAAUUGUGGUUCACGUACAAAGAGACACAACAAAGGGAUGCGGAAAUAUAUGAUUUCGUUAUGUUAUGUCGAUUUCGUUCGCGACUUGUCGCGUGAAUAAAAGAUCAAAGAGUAGCGCUUCGCCCUCCACAGCGUGGGUAGCAAUGUAGCUCUUGCUUGGCAUAUCUUAUGUCUUUGCUAUAAUAAAUCUGCAGUUUGUAACGUAGAGCAGAGGAAACGAAUAAACGUUAAAACGGAUGUCAAUAGCUCUUCUUGAUUCGCGCAUAACAGUUGUUCAUUUGGGCAUAAAACGGAUUUUUGAUUAAAUUAACAUUAAAUAGAAUAUAUGUGAACUUUUUACGAUUAAACCGGAUUUACGCAUCUGUGAAUGGUGUGUUUACUUGAUGUCAAGAUGCAUUUGUUAAAAAUGUCAUUGUGUUUUCAAUCUUAAUUUGAAUAACUUAGUAGCAGAGAAAGAGAUAUCAACAAUUUUCGAUAAUGAAGGAAGUAAAAGAUUGGAGUGAUGAAAUUUAUCGCACUUUAAGUGUAUACGAGAAAGUUCUUAGUGUAAUUGGAAUCUGGCCGCUGAACGCGGGAGACGUUAAAUCAAUUGUACGUUGUCUGCUAGCUAUUUUGAUCCAGAUCAGCACUAUUAGUAGCUUGUCUCUGGAAGCGUAUCGACAAUGUCUCGGCACGGAGGACAUGAUGGAGGCUUUCCUGAUGGACCUUUCAUCUGUCGUCAGUCUCUCCAAACUUCUCGUCGUCCGCCUCACCUGGAGACACACUUACUUUCUAGUCACCUCCCUCGUCGACGACUGGUCCAUAUCCAGAAACACGCGACAGCGGGAGGUGAUGAUGAAGUAUACCAACGUCGGUAGGAUUGUGUCCCUUACUAUGCUAUAUCUGGGCUAUGCGUCAGGUGUGUCGUUCCUCUUCAUGGCCGUGCCAUUUGAUAAGCUGAUACCUUGGUUAAAUGCAUCCGCACCGAAUGAGAACAGCACAGUGAUACCGACAUAUUUCUUAGCAACCUAUUGCGUCUUUGGUUCAUUACCUACAAUUGCUCACAGCUGCGUCUUGUUGCUGCAAGUGGCGCAGAUCUUCGUCAACGCCACUUCGCACUGUGGGAAUGAUGGCUUCUUCUUCGGUCUUGCGAUGCACCUAUGUGGUCAGUUUGAGGUGCUCCAAAUGGACUUCGCUGAUAUCGAAGUAGAGAAACAAGCCUGCAAGAGAAAACUGCGCAUGCUAAUUGGCAGGCACUGUCAUCUGAUAAAACUGGCUGACAGCCUCGAGUAUGCAUUUAACAUGGCUAUCUUCGCGCAAUUACUAAUGAGCGUGCUGCUGCUUUGUGUUGAAGGUAUGCAGCUAAUAAUUUCACUGAAGUUGAAUGACAAUAUCGCAGCAUUAAAACACGUUGUCUUGAUUCUAACGAUGCUAGUGCAGCUGUAUCUUUACUGUUACGCUGGCGAUCGACUGGAGAGCAUAACCGGAACGCUCGCACAUGGUGUUUAUGAGACUCCGUGGUAUGACUUCGACACGAAGAUAAUGAAGAACCUGCCGAUGGUGAUGUUUCGGGGAAAAGUGCCGCAUCAAAUAACAGCAGGGAAAUUCAUACCCAUGAAUUUAUUUUCCUACAAAGAAAUUUUAAAAGCUACAGGCUCCUACCUCUCUGUUCUCAGGGUGAUGAUAGAUACGUAAAAAUCUCUCGAUAUUGCUGAUACAAAAUUAUGAGUUUGAUUGAUGUGUUUAAUGUGACAUAUCGGUCUCUUCAAUAUCGCAUAUAUGAACAAUCCUAUAUUUAUACAGGGUGCGCGCUAGAAUCCGGACAAAUUUGAAUUUGAAUUUCCCGCUAUAUUUGAGUUCAGCAGUAGGUAACAGUUGGCUAAGGUAGGCCAGAAACGUGGGUAAGACCAUCGAAAUGGCCGAGUCGAUCAAGUCUAGCUCAGAAUAUAACAGAAAAGCGGCGAUUAUUGAAGAUCAUCGCGCUGGAAGAACGCCGAGUGAGAUAAUAAACUUCUUCGGAUACCCCAGAUCGAUGUAUGAUAUUGUUCAGAAGUACGCGGCCUCAGAGGAGAGCUCCUCCACCCCGGCGAGGAAGAUACAAGUGAGAGAGAAGGCGACACGGACUCCGGAACUCGUCCCAAGAUCUCAUUUCAGAAGAUCCAAGGACUUCACUCAGGAAAUUGGCGGCCGUCUUGAGGGUGAGCGACUCCACCGUUCGUCGGAUCGCUCAUGAGGACCUCAGGUACACGUCCUACGUCCUCAAGACCCGACAGAUGCUCUUUGCUCGAGCCAUUUGGUGCAGAACUGGCUUUCUGACAACGUGGACAUGUUCUGGUCCAAGGACCUCCUAAUAGCCCCGACCUGAACCCUCUCGAUUACUGUAAGCGUAAUCGAGAGCGUAAUCGAGAGGGUUACCAACAAAUCCAGGCACCCCAACAUGGUCUCUCUCCGGGCCGUUAUUAAGGCGGCAUUCGCGACCGUGGACAAGUCCCAAUUGAAGACGGAGUGCUCGCGCUUUAGGAGUAGAAUUGAGACGGUGAUUGAAGUAAAGAGAAACUACAUAGAAUAAAAGAGCUCUAGGAGGAUCCCUUAACUUCAAUAUAAAAACAUUUCUUCGUACCUUUAUAUUUUUUCUAUAAUAAACGACUUUUUCAUUAAAACAUUUUCAUGUCCGGAUUCUAGUGACGCACCCUGUAUAUUUAUGACAUAUCUUGCCAGACGUCUGAUCAAAGCAUACGAUCAUCAAGUUUGAAUAUCUGUACUAUGUUGUAAUGAAAUAAAUUGUAAAACGCACAAUCUUAUAAUUCGAUCAAUAUAAUAAUAUAAUACAAUAAAUGAUGCCGAAAAGCUUUGUUGUCAUAUACCGUUUCUUAACUAAGGUAUCUUUUUUCGUCAAACAAAUUUGUGAAAAAGACACUCUAAACUCUAAAGUACGCGCUAGUUAAGUUAUAUAAUAAUUACAUUAUAAUAUCUGCUAUAACAAAUUAUUAUUGAUAUUAAUGUUUAAUAUACGGCAUUUGUACAGCAUUUAUUUGUGAGAGAAUAACAUUCUCUCAUAUCACGUUUUUAUAUAAUCUUUCUUAUUACAUUUCUUUCUUCCGUACAUAAAAUUUUUCUAUUAUUUUUUACUUAUACAUAUCAAUAUGAAUCAAUAUACGAAUUUUAUCCGAGGGAAAGUAAAAAUUUCCGAGGGAUAGUCUUGCUGUUACAAUUGCACGCACAUAUGUGUAUAAUGGAUACCAGAUGAAAAAGACACGAAAAUAUAAUUAUUUUAUUAUUUCCGUUUUAUUUAUGUGAGUCAGAGAGUACAGUGAUCACCCUGUUAUUAGAAAUUAUUCGCUACUGUAAUGACACGAGGAUGCCUUCUUAACGGAAUCUUCAUCAAUAAUCAAUAUGGCGAAUUGCUUUUGCAUGUAUGAAUUAGAGACACAAGCUACUGCUGAAAUCUGUCAUUUACAAUUGGAUUACUAUAAAGAACCCUUGCUCGCGCGAUAUCAUACUGAAGUAGCUCAUGUAGAUAGACUGGGUUCCAUAAUAUUUUUCUCUCUGAGUUGCGUCUCGCUUGUGUUAUUUGCCUCCACACUUAUGCUGGCCAAUAUCAAUUUUCCGUAGACUUCCGAAAAACAGAUUUAUAAUCAAACAUAUGAGAAAAACUGAUUUUGACGGCCUAUUGCUUCUUUGGAAAAUAUAUCUCUUCUUCCGUCACUUAUUGCUUCAUCGAAGUGCUGCAGUUAUUACAAGUCUCGGUCAACUUCACCUCGCAAUGUGGACACGUCGGAUUCUUCUUUGAUCUUACGAUGCACAUGUGUGGACAGUUCAAGAUUCUUCAAAUGGAACUUGCCGAAAUGGGCAGAGACUGUCGCAACAAAUUCGACAUCCUGUUAAAGAGACAUCGUUUCCUCAUACACUUGGCAUAUCAUUUAGAAAGAGCAUUUACUCUAGUCAUUCUUGCACAACUCUUCAUAAGCAUGUUUCUCUUGUGCGUCGAAGGCGGGUUCCGUUUAAAAACUAAAUCACGCUGGCGCAGCAGAGGCGCCUACGUUUCAGAGGCGCCAGCGUUUCAGAGGCGCCAGCGUAGCUGCGCCAGCGUUUUAGACGCGCGGUGCAGAGACGCUGGGCGCCAGCGUUACUGAACGGCAGCGGCGCAGAGACGCUGGGCGCCAGCGCAGCACGAAGGCGGCGGCGCAGAGACGCGCUGCGUCAGCGUCGCUGGACGGCGACGGCAAAGACGUUGCACCACGUCGCCGGACGGCGACGGCGAAGACGUUGCACCACGUCGCCGGGCGGCGACGGGGACGACGUUGCACGACAAUAUCCAAUUCAAUAAGUUCAUUCAAGCGACGCGGUAGCGAACAAAACAAAAGUAUCGGUAUACAACACUUGUAUCCGCAAUAUCCAUAGAAAAUAAAAAACUCUUUCAGAGAUAA